Molecule: messenger RNA, 1146 nt
Organism: Kazachstania africana CBS 2517
Lineage: Eukaryota; Fungi; Ascomycota; Saccharomycetes; Saccharomycetales; Saccharomycetaceae
Gene: RAI1
Product: decapping nuclease
Exons: 1
Coding region: 1-1146 (381 amino acids)
Biological process (GO): nuclear-transcribed mRNA catabolic process; NAD-cap decapping
Cellular component (GO): nucleus; cytosol
Molecular function (GO): mRNA 5'-diphosphatase activity
Source: RefSeq, a predicted model, not a curated record
AUGACAAUCACUUCAAACUUAUUUGUUAAUCAAAAAGGUUCGACGACUUCCUUGAAACAGCCUAAAGAGAUUGGUUACUACUCAAGAACUCAAAAUAAUGAGUUUUUAGUUUCUAAUGACAUUAAUCUCAAGUACUACUAUCUACCCGAUGCUGCAUUGGACAAUAAUUUAGAUCUCUCCAGUGGGGUAAAGAAAUUUAAAGAUGUGGAAUCUGGGUUUGAUGACCCGCACUCUCUCCAUGGACUUUUAGAGGUCAUGAAAUCACAUGAAUCGAGCAAAAGUAAGAAACUCAAAGUUGAUAUAGUCUCAACAAGAAGUGUCAUUACGAAACUAAUAUCAGCGGCUUUUGAUAAUGUCAAUAUUAAUCCUAUAAAUAUGAGAAUUGUUUCUUUUGAUGACCAACUGUUUAUAAAAGAAUUACCUGUUGCUAAAUCCAAGGGGACAUCGGACUCUUCAGGUAUCACAGUGGAUCAAUAUUCAAAAUUUAAAUUUCAUAGUUUGGCUACUAUUUCGCAACCUUUAGCAUUGGUAUCAAGAGAGACUUUAGAAAAAAGAACCAAGAAGAUCAGCAAUAAUGGCGAUCAGUUCGUUUCUGCAGUAAGGACAGGUGUUGGUAGUAGUAAAUUACUCUUAGGAUCUGAAAUCGACUGUAUAUUUGAUUUUAAAACGGACGGUAAGGACAAUCUAAAACACUAUACAAAACUAGCAUGCACAUCUACGAUCAAUAGUUCAUCAGAAACGCUUAAGUUUGAAAACAACAUUUUUAGAACAUGGCUGAGUUGCUUUGUUGUUGGUAUUCAAAGGGUUAUUUAUGGUUUUAAAGAUAAAAACUCUAUUCUAAAGACCGUCGAAGAGUUUGCUACCGAUGAAAUUCCUGUUAUUUUAAAACAAAAUAACUCAAAAGUCAGCGCAAAAUGUUUGGAUGCGAUAAAGUGGUAUGGACUGUUCACUGAAUGGCUAUUAAAGAUGAUUCCUAGGGAUGAUACUAAAUCUGUUAGGCCUUUUAAACUCAUACUAGAAAACAAUCAUCUGAAGUUGAUCGAAAUUGAACAAAACGACAGCGAAUACAAUGGGUUAGUUGAAGGUGAAGCGAUAUUAUCUAAUACUUUCAGGGAAUGGCGAAACUCUUUUACAGGUAAUGAAUGA